Messenger RNA from Lycium ferocissimum, 1605 nucleotides. RefSeq lists its product as uncharacterized. Lineage: Eukaryota; Viridiplantae; Streptophyta; Magnoliopsida; Solanales; Solanaceae. The transcript has a single exon. The record is from RefSeq and is a predicted model, not a curated record. Bases 1 to 1605 code for a protein of 534 amino acids.
AUGAAAAAAGACUGGAGAGCCGAACAGGACAAGCGGGAAGGAGAUAUGGAGAAAAAGAUGAAAGAAUUACUAGAGAAGUCCAAUAGAUCUGCAAGAAAGGCUACAGGCCCAAGAUAUGAUGACCUAUGCAUGCAUCCAAAUCUGGACUUACCCGAGGCGUUCAAAAUCCUGAAAUUUGAAAUGUUCAACGGAGCGGGUAAUCCCAAGGCACACCUCCGAUCCUAUUGUGAUCAACUGGUUGGAGUAAAGAAAAACAAACCGCUAAUCAUGCGACUAUUCAGUCGUAGUCUGACUGGAGAAGCCGCUGAAUGGUUCGCAACUCAAGAUAUAUGGAAAUGGCACGUCUGGGAAGACAUAGCAGAAUCCUUCAUGGAAAGGUUUCACUUCAACGUCGAAACAGUGCUAGACCGCUAUUACCUGGAAAAAGUCAAACAGAAAUCAACAGAAAACUACAGGGAAUUUGGCAGUAGGUGGAGGGCCGAGGCGGCCCGUGUGCAGCCUCCGAUGUGUGAAGGGGAGCUAGUCUCUGUGUUCAUCAAGUCCCACGAACCUGAUUUCUACGACAAAAUGUUAUUCAUGGCUGGAAGACCGUUUGCUGAAUUGGUCAAAAUGGGAGAGGCUAUAGAAGAUGGCCUCAAAUAUGGGAAAAUAGUCAGCAUCUUCAACAAAUCAUCAGGGAAAGCUGCUACAGGAACCUUCCGCAAGAAGAAAGAAGACAUGGCCAACAUAUCUCAUACUCCAAAUCCAAGCCCAAAAGAACCGCUAUCCACCCCUAUAGCCACACCCCUCAUAAAUUAUCCAACGCCUGUGUACUACGCACAGCCUAACUUCACCACCAUCGUCCCAACUUACACGGCUCCGCCUAGUGUCCAUAUGUCCGCCCCCACCUACCAAGCACCACCCCAACAGAAUUAUCGCCCAAAUAACCCACCACAAGCCUAUCAACCCCCUCAAAACUAUCAAAACCAACCGCCACCCCCAACAUACAAUGCUUCACGUCUUGCUUUCGAAAGGAGGCCAGUAAGGGAUUUCACCACACUUCUCAAGCCUAGGGCUCGACUCUUUGAAAGGCUAUUGGCCGCGGGUCUGAUUCGGAAGGUUUCGCCAAAACCAGCACAGCCGAAAAAUAGAUUCUACCGGGCUGAUCUAAUCUAUGCCUAUCACUCAGGAGGAAACAGGCACAUCACCAAAGAUUGUAUAAAUAUCAAGCAUAAAAUCCAUGAUCUGACUGACAAGAGAGAAAUCGUCUUGCAAACUGCAGCCUUCAAUGUGAACACAAACCCGUUGCCCAACCACAAAAAUAGCAGAAUCCACAUGAUCGAAAAGAAUGAGGAUUGGAAAGCUUGCAGAGCGUUAAUCCCUAAAGUGGUCGAAUCCUUGGAACACACACUGGCUUCCCUCUCAUUCCAGGAACGCCCAAAUGGUCCCAACAUCGGAAGCCACGGCAAUGACAUCGAGAUUCAAAGUCUUGAUUCCAGCACCCGUGGUGGCUCAGGUGGCACAGCCGGACGGUCCUACAAAGUCCAUUACUGCACAAGCGGCCAUGGCCCAAGGCAUGACAUGAUCCGGAAGAAGUUACACUCCCGAAAAGUUAGCUCAGAAUGA